AUGAGGUUUUCACCCACUCUAUGGUUGUGUUUAUGUGGAGUAGUGUUCCUGCUUAGCAGUGCCUAUGGCCUCUCAGAAGAAGUCGGCAUACUUUUACAGAUAAAAGAGACGCUGCAGGGUGGUGGAGCUACAGAUUAUCUGCAAGACUGGUCCAACGCCUCUGCUUCAUCUCAUUUCUGUAACUGGCAAGGCGUCAUGUGCAUGUCGACAUCAACAUCGCGCAACGUUAUUUCACUUGCCCUUCCCAGCCGAAAUCUACCUGGCUAUCUUUCUUCUGUGAUUGGGAAACUGAGCUGGUUGGAGGAGCUCGACCUUUCUGGCAACCGAUUAUAUGGGCAUGUUCCACUUGAAUUGGGGAAUUGCACCCACCUUAAGCUGUUAUAUCUCUCCUUCAACUUUUUUAGUGGUGUCAUCCCAUUCUCUCCCGGAAGGCUUGCAAAUCUUGAAGUUCUAAGGGCAGGGUAUAAUCGCUUUACGGGCUCCUUACCACCUGAAAUUGGCAACUGCGCGAAGCUUACAUUUAUCGACUUUCCCUCCUCCAAUCUGAAAGGCACAAACCCAUUAAAAAUCGGUAAACUGAAGAGGCUGGAACAUCUAUAUCUCUAUGAAAACCAUUUGAACGGUUUUAUCCCUUCAAGCAUUGGGAAUUGCUGGGCCCUGCAACUGUUUUCUGCUUAUGGGAACAAUCUAGAAGGUCCCAUUCCAAGAGAAAUUGGUCUCCUCAGUCGCCUCCAAAUUCUAUGGUCGUACAACAAUCUUCUUUCAGGGAAUCUUCCCAAUGGAUUGGGCAACAUGUCAAUGCUGCAAACGAUAGACGUGUCUGUCAACAAUCUUAAUGGAAGUGUACCAGAGGAAAUAGGUACGUUGAAAAGUUUGAGCUUUCUAAACCUUUCGAAUAAUAGUCUUUCCGGCACCGUUCCUGCAUUCUUGGGAAAUCUUACAAGCUUGCAAGUACUAGAUUUGUCUGGAAACCAAUUCAGUGGCACCUUGCCAGCAGCAAUUGGCUAUUUAGAAAAAUUGAGAGAACUAUCUCUCGGACGGAACAGAUUGGAAGGUCAGUUGCUUGCACCGUGGGAGAACCUCACAAGUCUACAAGUAUUAGAUUUGAGAGAAAACCAGUUCAGCGGCAAUUUGACUGAAGGAAUUGGUUUUCUUCCAAAUCUGAGAGAGCUCUACCUGAGAAGCAACAGAUUGAAAGGUGAGUUGCCAGCAUCAUUGAGGAACCUUACAAGCUUAACAAGAUUAGAUUUACGAAAAAACGAAUUCAGCGGCACCUUGCUGUAG
Cryptomeria japonica (Japanese cedar) is the source of this 1284-nucleotide messenger RNA. RefSeq names its product LRR receptor-like serine/threonine-protein kinase FLS2. Gene Ontology annotation, molecular function: protein binding. The record is from RefSeq and is a predicted model, not a curated record. The transcript has a single exon. Lineage: Eukaryota; Viridiplantae; Streptophyta; Pinopsida; Cupressales; Cupressaceae. Bases 1 to 1284 code for a protein of 427 amino acids.